UCCAUUUUCAGACUCUUCUUCACUACUAACCAAGAAGCCUUUCUCAUUUCCUUCUUUUUUUUUAUUUUUUUUAUGUGACACAACACAGCAACUUAAUCAGCUAUGGCGCUUGAACUUGGACUCAAGGUCACUAGAACCAGAGCCCCUGAGAAUGCCACUUCUGUCUCUGAGCUUCGCAUUUCCAAAAACGUUGCAGGCCCAGUUUUCGUCUCCACAGAAACUCGCGCCUCCUUCAUCCUCACUUGCUAUCUCAAAGGUUACGAGAGAAAUAGUUUUCAGAUCAAGAUUAGUGAGGAUGGCAAGGAGAUUUCCAUUAGUGGAGAGAAGCCAAUUCAGGAAAUGUUGAUGAUGGGGAGGGUAAUAUUGAAGAAAAAUGUGGAAGUUGUUGGGUUUAGAAAGGCUUUUAAAAUCCCCAGUGGAGUCGUUUUGGAUCGGAUCAAGGCCAAGUUUGAUGAAGAUGAGUCAUUAUUGAAAAUUGUCAUGCCCAAGUUGGUGAAAGGGAUCUGCGGGGUUCAGAUUGAAGAGGUGAAACAAGAAGGAUUUGGUGAGUCAAGCCAGAAAGCUUCUGAAACUGGGGAAAAUGAGAGUGCUUUUAGAAAGGAAGAAGGAUUAUCUGAUAAGAAGCUUGUAGAAUCCACCAAUGGCGAUGUAACUGCUGACAAAAUCCGGGAAGAAAUUGAAAGCCCAAGACUUGAAGCAAUGAAGAAAUCAGAAAUUGGGGAAAGUGCAGAUGAUAUUCCAAAAACUAUUGGAAAAGAAAGCCCAGAAGUGUUGAAGGAAUCUGUGCUUCAGCCAUUUGAGGAAAGUGAAAAUAUCAUGCUUGGCAGGCCACCUGGGACCACUAAAGAAGAAAAAUUUGAAGGGGCACCAGAGGAAGAAAUAGGAGAGCUUAAGGUUGAGAAUGGAGGCAAAGAUGAAGAACAGGUGCGAACAGAAAUGAGUAACGAAAGACUUGAAGCAACUGAGACAUCUAAAGAGGGAGGGGAAUACGAAGAAGUGUUUGCUGGGAAAAUUGUGGCUAACGGGAAAGACAAAGUUCCAGAGAUAGAACAGGGAGAAACUGAAGAACCUGAGUUUGGAAAAGAAGAUAGAGGUGAACAAAGGGUGGAAGACAUACUUGAAGAGACACAAAAAGAAGAAAUUGAAGAGACUAGAUCUGAACGUGAAGGCAAAGAUGAAGAAAGGGGGGGAGCAAAAGUCAGAAAGGAAGGACUUGAAGCAACGGACACUGCAAUGGAAGGAAGGGAACCUGAAAAGAUUCUUGCUAGGAAAACUGGGGUCAGUAGGAAAGACAAAGCUGCAGAGAUAGAACAGAAAGAUAUUGAAGAGCCCAAGUUUGGAGCUGAAGAUAGAAAUGAACGAAGGGGGAAAGACAUGCUUGAAAGGACACAAAAGAAAGAAACUGAGGAGACUAAAUUUGAAUGUGUAUGCAAAGAUAAAGAAAGUGCGGGAGCAAAAAUCGGAAAGGAAGGACUUGAAGCAAUAGACACUAGAAUGGAAGGAAGAGAACCUGAAAAGGUGCAUGUUGGGGCUUAUGGGAUUAAUGGUGAAGAUAGAAUUCAAGGGAAACAAAAGAAAGAAAUCGAAGAGCCUAAGUUUAAAAGAGAAGGCAAAGACAAAGAGAGGGCGGAAACAGAAAUUAGUGAGGACGGACUUGAAGGAAUAGACUCUACCAUGGAAGGAAGAGAGGAUGAAAAGGUCCUUGAUGGGGCUUUUGAAGUUCGUGGGGAAGACGAACUUGAAAAGACACAAAAGAAAGAAAUUGAAGAGACUAAGUUUGAAAGAGAAGGCAAAGAUAAAAAGGGGGUGGGAACUGAAGUUAGUAAGGGAGGACUUGAAGGAAUAGACACUGCUAUGGAAGGAAAGGAGACUGAAAAGGUGCUUGUUAGCGCUUUUGAGGUUCAUGGGGAAGACAAAUCUGAAGGGACACAAAAGAAAGAAAUUGAAGAGACUAGAUUUGAAUGCAAAGGCAAAGAGGAAGAAAGGGUGGGAAUGGAAAUUAGUAAGGGAGUACUUGAAACAAAAGAGACUACAAUAGAAGGAAAGGAGUCUAAAAAUUUGCUUGCUAAGGAAAUUCAAGAGACUAAAUUUGAAAGUGAAGGCAAAGAUGAAGAAAGGGAGGGACGAGAAAUUAAUAAGGAGGCACUUGAAGUAGUAGACACUACAAUGAAGGCAAGGGAAUCUGAAAAAGUGCUUCUUGGGGCAACUGGGCUUGAUGACCAAGGCAGACUUGAUAAGGAUAAGCAGAGAAAGGUUGAACAGGCUAAGCUUGAAAGUGAAACUAAAGGCAAAGAAGAAGGGAGGGAGGAAAGAAAAACUACUAAGGAAGAACUUGAAGUCGUAGAAACUAGAAUGGAAGGAUUGGAACCCAAAAAAGUGGAUGGUGGAAAAAUUGAGGUUAGCGAAGAAGGCGUAGCCGAAGGCAUAAAACAAAAGGAAAUUGAAGAUAAAGAUAAAGAAAGGGUGAAAGACAUAGUUGAAAGGACACAAAAGAGGGAUAUUCAAAAGCUUGAUUCUGAAACUAGGGAAAGAGGUGAAGAAAGGGUGGGAAUGGCAACUAGUAAGGAAGGACUUGAAGCAAUAGACACUACAAAAGAAGGAGAGAAGCUUGAUAUGAUGCUUGCUGGUUCGAUCGGGGCUAGUGGGGAAGACAUGGUUGAAGAGACAAAACAGGGAGAAAGUGAAGCAACUAAGUAUGAAAUUGAAGGGAAAGAGGAAGCAAAGGUAGGAACAGAAAAUGAUAAGAAAGUUCUUGAAGCAAUGGAAGGAGGGGAAUCCAAAGAAGUGUUAGUCGGAAAAAUUGGGGUUAGUGAGGAAGACAUGGUUGAAGGGACAGAGCAGAGAGAAAUUGAUGAGAUUAAGUUUGAAGUUGACGAUAAAUACAAAGAAAAGGUGGAGGAAGUAUUCAAAGGGGAACAAGAAAAAGAAAUUGGAAAGAAGGAGUUUGCAAUUGAAGGCGAAGAUGAAGAGAGGGUGAGAACAAAAACUAAGGAAGAACUUGAAGCUAAAAUUACUCCUAUUGAAGGAGGCGUAUCUGAAAAGUUGUUUUCUGGUGCAAAUGGGGCUAGUGGGAAAGACACAAUUGAAGGGACGAAAAAGGGAGAAAUUUAUGUUCGUAAAUUUGAAAGUGAAAGUAGAUACGAAGAAAUGUUGAAAGAAGAAAUCAGCAAUGAACAAUUUGAAGCAAGCGAAACUAGGAUAAAAGAGUCUCCUAUGCAGGAACCAAAAUUACCAAUUCGAUCAGAAGAAAGGGAGGGGAUAGAAAGAGAUGAAGACAAAAGUGAAGGAGCAGAACUGAAAGAAAUUGAGGAGCCUAAGUUUCACAGGGUUGAAGAUAAUAGCAUGAUACCAAAAUGUGCAACUUCAAAGGGAGAAAAUUUGGAAGAAAUUGAAAAGGCCACAGAAGCCAUGGCCAAAAGACGGAGCCAAGAAGCUGAGGGAAUUUUGGAAGAAGUUGAAGGAGAAGAAUCAGAGAUGUCUGAGGAAACAAGCAAGAUUAAUGGAAAUGAUGAUGCAAGAGACUCAAGAAAAAAGGAAGUUGAAGAGUCUGCCAUUAGAUUCUCUAGAGAUGGACAACACGUGCAAGAGAAUACUGUCAACAAAGCGUUUGGAGAGUUGGGGACUGAUACAGCAAAGUUUCCCAAACAGUUGUCAGGAAAAAAGGCCCAGAGAGAGAAAGAAUUGAAAGUGAAAGAAGAGAUCAUUGUAAAGAGAGAGAAAGAAGUGAAAGUGAAAGAAGUGAUUGUACACAAAUACGAUGAGACAAAAGAGGGUUUUGAGAAAAUCACAACAGGGGACAGAGUUCAAUUGAAAACUGGACAACCGAGCGACGAAAGAGAAUUUGAUGAGGAGACUUUAGAGGCUGCAAAUGGGGACAAAACUAAAACUCUUAUAGAAGGCUCCGGAGAAACUGAACCUCUUUUUGAGAAAGCAAAAGGAGAUACUAAUGACAACGUACAAGGUGCAUUAUUUAGUCCUCUCGUGGAAGAUAAUAAAAGGGAGAGAACGGUGAAAACUCAGAAGGAAACUGAAGAUCCCAGGGUUGGAACUAAACAUAAGGCGCAACAUCGUGUAGAGGAGCUUCCCACAAAAAUGGUAGAAUCAAUUCAUGAAGGGGAUAGACCAAAAGACACGAAGGUAGAAGAAAUGAGAGAGGCCAAAAGAAAGAGUGAGGAAACUCAAGUUGUGGCAGAUGAGGAGUCUAUAAUAGAAGGAAAGAGUCAAGAGGAAGAGAUUAAAAGGAUUGACAAGACCAACCAAUUCGGAAAAGCUUUGCGAGAAGCGCCCAAGGCAAAAGAGCAAAAAGCAUUGGGAAAAGACGUGCAAGAAAGAGAAAGUAUGAUGUCAACUCAACAGUCAGAAGUUAAGGAAAUAGAGAAAGUAUGGGAAGAGUGCGAAAGCUCAGAGGCAAAUCUUGAAAUAGAAAAAUGGAGAACAACCGAAGGUGUUAAGGACGAGAAGCUUAGAAGAGAGAAUGCAGUUAAACAGGUUGCAAAAUCAAUACAAAAGUCACCUGAGAAAGAGCAUCCUGGAAAAUCAGAAGUUGAGAAAGAAGCAAAAUAUCCAGAAGCAAAAGUUUCCCCUCCAAAACUUAGAAAAGAGGUUGAGAAAAAGAACGAAGUUGAAGGAUCAAGGUUGGAGGAUUUGCCUCCUCCAAGAGUAAAAGUGCAAAGCUUAGGGCCUCUUGAAUCAGACAAAAGGAAUAUGAAGUGGAAAUUUCCGAAAACCAAGAAGCCUGUGCUAGAAUCAAGAGAAGGAGAAGAGUAUGAAGCAGGCAAACCACCUGACGUGAAAAGUUCACCAUCAACUCAGCAAUCCGAGGUUAACAAGAAAAAGUUUGAAAUAGAAUUUCCAAAGGAAAUAGAAGCUUUGCAACCAAACGUUCUUUCAGAUCAACGCUUGGAAGGAAAAGAACACUUCAAAACUUUAAAUGAGGACAGAGGUCAUUAUUUGCUCGAAAAAGAGAGAAGAUUAGAAACUGCAGAAGAAGAGAAGCAGAAUAAAAAAGAUGGGGAAAAAACGUUGUCUUGCGAAAGGGAAAGAACAAAGAUUGUAGAGUGCAAAGAUGAGAAGCAUAAAAUGAAGAAAAAUGGAAGUGAAAAGAUGGAUCAAAUUACAGGGGUUGCUGAAGAAUUUAGAGAUGUUCUAGCAGAUAAUGAGACAGAAAAAUCACAAGAGACAUUGUUAGUUCGAACUGCAGAGAUCGAACGUAAAGAGAAAAUUUCAGAGAUAAGAGAAGUACAGCAAGAAAAAAGGAGGAAAAUUCCCUUUCAUGGUAAUGAAGAAUCAGAAGAAGCCAUAUCUGACAGAGAAGUGGAAUCUCAAAAACCUCAUGCUGCACAUCCAAAAGAAUCAAGUAUAAAGUUCAGCAGCGACAAACCAAAAGGUGAGCUUGAUAAGCCACAAAGAAAAAAAUUGCCAUCUCCAUCCGUAGAAAAUAUGAGCAAAGGGCCAUCUAGAACAUCAAGGCCAGGUGUUAAAGAAGAUGCUCCGACGGUUGAGAAUUUUGCACAAUUCCAGGAGAGUAAAGAGUCUACUUCUUCCCUAGAGGGCACUAAAGCAUCAGAAACUGUAGCGAAUGAACUGGACAGACCACCAGAUGAAAAAUUAGAAGAGGAAGAGGAAGGCAAAAUAGAUGAAUGCCGUGAUGGUGAACAUCUAGAAUCCCAAGAACCAGAGAAGCAGGAAUCUGAAUUAGAUUUUCAAGAAUCAACUACAAGGAGAUCAGACCAAGAAGAUGAGGAAACACAUCUCUCACAGCAAGAAGAAAAUCAUGAAGGUCUUGCAAUUGAAGAAGAAAAAGCCGGUGAAGCAGCCGAUGUGUCUCAAGUGGAAAUCUCUCAAGAGUCAGAGGAUCUCGAAGAUAUUGAAGUGGAAGAAAGUGAAAAGAAAGUGGAACUGCGUGCCCCUCUGGUUGUUGCAGGAUCAGUCUUCAUUGCAUCUCUCAUAAUUUUAUUCUUAGGCCAUAAAAGAGCUGGAAGAAGAAGUCUAAAUAGGCGAAGAAGGUGGUUAACCAAGUGAGCCAGGGCUCAUGCAGAGUCAUAUUAUUUCACUUUACAAAAGAUUCAUCUUAUUCUUUUGAAACUUCUAAUCGUAGAAAGUAUCACAGUUUCACCAUACAUUGUCAACGAGGACUCCAUGUUCUGCUGACGAAAGUAAAGGUCCAGAUUAACAAUGUAAAUGAAUAGAGCAGACAAUUAGAACUAAUUAGGUCAAAUUCUUUCAUUUUUUCGACUUGUAUAUGACGUGCUAUGAAUUAGUAAGUCCGCAUAUUGCAACAAGUUCCUUUAUGUACUGAAAAGCAAGGAACAGAACCAA
This is a messenger RNA of Neltuma alba, 6318 nucleotides long. RefSeq names its product microtubule-associated protein futsch. The coding region runs from base 103 to 6021 and encodes 1972 amino acids. Lineage: Eukaryota; Viridiplantae; Streptophyta; Magnoliopsida; Fabales; Fabaceae. The record is from RefSeq and is a predicted model, not a curated record. The transcript is spliced from 3 exons.